Molecule: messenger RNA, 965 nt
Organism: Cajanus cajan (pigeon pea)
Lineage: Eukaryota; Viridiplantae; Streptophyta; Magnoliopsida; Fabales; Fabaceae
Source: RefSeq, a predicted model, not a curated record
AUGCAAUUAUAUAAUUGUUUUCUUAAUAAUGAUAACCAUGAUGCACCUCCUUUAUAUACCUCCCCAACCUCCACUUCCCAUUCAUUCAACACCAUUCCAAAUUCAUUCACUCCCUCUCCCAAACUAAACAACAACAAAGUCCCACUCACGGUACCACCUGGUCAACAAUGGAAAUCAAACCAGGCUCAGGCCCAGGCCCAGGCCCAAGUCCAAGCCCACAAGCAAUAGCCGCAAGGAAGCUAUGGAACAUCGUGCGCAUCGUGUUCCUCAUGCUCAGAAAAGGCAUCGCCAAGAGCAAAGCCGCCGUCGAUCUCAACCUGUUACUCAAACGCGGCAAGCUCGCCGCCGCCAAAGCCAUAGCCGGCGCCGCCGUGACGCUGCACGGUGACCGAAACAACGCCGUGGUGCAGCCGCGCCGCGACUACGAGUUCAGCUGCAGCAACAGCCCCGCGCUGUUCCCCUUCAAGCGCAAGCACCAAAGGUCCACGCGCUGCCACGACGACGUUUUGAAGAUGCUGGAGAUGCUCAACAACGAUAACAAGGUGGUGGAGGCUUCUCCGUUGCCCUGGUUCGGGAAGAGCACUCACCUUGGGAGAAAACUCAGAGUCACGGACUCGCCGUUUCCGGUGAAGGACGAGGAAAGAGACGACCACGACGACGACGGCGAGGUUGAUUUGGCGGCGGAGGAGUUUAUUAAGAGGUUCUAUAGGGACCUCAAUUUGCAAAGGAAAAUGGCUGCCAUUGAGUCACCCUACCAUUACAGUUCCUGGGACAGAUGAGAAAUACCAAGAAUCACUGAGCUUGACACAUGGAUGCAGUCACCACGAGUUUGUAUAAUAUACACAAAGUUGAUCAUUAGGAUUCACCAUUGGGUGAGGAGUUUGUGUAAUAUUUACAACAUCUUAUGUUUUAAUCUUGUCUCCUUGUACACAAAAAUGAAUGAAAAAUACUAGCUUUUUUAUCUA